Messenger RNA from Phragmites australis (common reed), 423 nucleotides. RefSeq lists its product as uncharacterized. NCBI's taxonomy places the organism in Eukaryota, Viridiplantae, Streptophyta, Magnoliopsida, Poales, Poaceae. The coding region runs from base 1 to 423 and encodes 140 amino acids. The record is from RefSeq and is a predicted model, not a curated record. The transcript has a single exon.
AUGAACCUCCUGUCCCAAGAGGCGUUCAAAAAGCUGCAGGUGCCUCCGAAGCAUUUGAAACCGUCCCUCCCUUUCUAUGGGGUGACGCCGGGGUACACCCUCCCCCUCGGACAGGUCGAGUUGCCCGUCAUCUUCGGGAGCCGGGACAACUUCUGGACGGAGAAGGUGGUCUUCGACGUUGAGGAGGUCCCUCUUCCCUACAAUGCGAUCCUCGGGCGCCCGACGCUCGCCAGGUUUAUGAUGGCAACACACUACGCCUACCUCACCGUGAAGAUGCCAGGCCCGGCCGGCCCCAUCUCCGUGCUCGCCGAAAUCGGCAACGCCGUCUCCUGCGCCGAGCAGUUGUACUCUGCCUUGGCCUCUGCUCUCGCUGAGGUCGAAGGACACCCGGGGGGUCCGGGACCCUCUUCGUCCAAGUCAUGA